Messenger RNA from Phoenix dactylifera (date palm), 2674 nucleotides. RefSeq lists its product as uncharacterized. NCBI's taxonomy places the organism in Eukaryota, Viridiplantae, Streptophyta, Magnoliopsida, Arecales, Arecaceae. The record is from RefSeq and is a predicted model, not a curated record.
ACUGAUAGUCCGAAUGCAAUAAGGAAGCUAGGGAAGUCAGAAGAUCGGAUUUUGAUUGAAAACAAGAUGCUGAAGAAGGAAAAAACCAUUAAUUCUGAGACUAGCUCAUUGGGUGAGAAAGAAGUAGCCUUUCUGUCAGGAAAAAAAUUCAAGUGCCAGUGCCAAAGAUGUUUGUCCUGAUAAUCUGAAUGCAAUAAGGAAGCGAGGGAAGUCAGAAGAUGGGAAAUUGAUCAAAAAUAAGAUGCUGAAGAAGGGAAAGGCCAUCAAUUACAACAAAGAAGUAGGUUCUUUGUCAGCCAAAAAAAUAAAAGAACGCAGGGUGAAAGAUGUUCAUACUGACGGUCUACGUGCCAGAAGGAAGCAAGGCAAGUCAGAACAUGGGAUAUCGAUCAAAAACAAGCUCUUGGAGAAGGAAAUGGCUAUCGGUUCUGGCACUAGUUUUAGUGGAGCAAGGUUUUUUUCAGAGGAUUUCUAUGGCUUGGACUCAGAUUCUGAAUCUCCUAGUUUCAGUGAUGGUUACUCAGUAAAGGACCUCAUCGUGGAUUCAGACAGUGAAGGUUUCUUAUCAGAGGGAGAAUUUGUUGGGCACGAGCUUGGAUCAGAUACUACAGAAGCUUCAAUGGAUACUAACAGAUAUAAAGCACAAUUAUUAGAAGAUAUCCACAAAUUGGAAGAAUCCCAGCUGCAAUUUAGCUACACUACUGAUGCAGAGUCAACAGAUUCUGGAGGGAGAAUUAAUUUUGAGAAUAUUGAGUCGGAUGAUGUCUGGUCAGAGAAUGAGUUGAGCAGUCCUGAAUCAGAACAAAAGGAACUGAAUGAAGGAGAGGCUGAAUCAAGAGUAGUUCAGAAGGUCAAGGAAAGAAAAUGGCCUAGUUCAGAUGCAUCCCACAUAGAAUUCACUGAUUCAAGUGACGACGAGCUUUAUUCAAUUAAAAAUUCUGGCAGCUGUAGGAAGAGCUUGGAUGAAGUCCUGUAUGGAAGUGAUUCGGUCAACCCAGAAACUGUACUCGAGAAUUUAGAUGGAAAGGAGGAAGAAGAUUUGGCAAAGAUUUGUAAUUUUGAGAAAACCAAAUCUGAGUCUUCAGAAACAAGGUGUGAUAUCUCUAAUGGCAGCCCUUUGCGAGCAAUUCAUGUUGCGGGGCAACAGGAUUCAGUGGAGCUCAGAAGAGAGAUGGAUGAACCAGUACAGAAAUCAGAACUUGGAAGUGGAAAGGAAUCGCCAGAGAAGGAUGUAAAGAAAAGUGGAGAGAACAAUUUGAAGUAUUCAAAUGAUGAGGAUUUGGAUGAUGAGGAUUUUGAUGAAUUGGAGUCUCUGUGGGAACACCAAGAUUUGAUAGAGCAGCUAAAAAUUGAAUUGAAGAAAGCAAGGGCCACUGGUCUUCCAACCAUCUUAGAAGAAUCAGAAAGCCCAAAGACAGUCGAGGAUCUGAAGCCGUGGAAGAUUGAUGAGCAGUUCUUGCGUGAGGAUCCGAUGGACGAGUUGCACAAGUUCUAUAAGAGCUAUAGAGAAAGGAUGAGGAAAUUUGAUAUCUUAAACUAUCAAAAGAUGUAUGCAAUAGGCUUUCUCCAGCUGAAGGAUCCUCUUCAAUCAAUGGGGUCUCAAAAACCCUUGAUUUCUACAAUCACAUCCAUUGUCUCCCAAAGUUUCUUGCCUUCUCGUCAUAAAUCCAACACUGAUCCAUCAGAGAAGUUCAUCAAGGAGCUCCGGGAUGACUUGGAGACAGUAUAUGUUGGGCAAACAUGCCUCUCAUGGGAAUUCCUCCGCUGGCAGUACGAAAAGGCUCGGGAACUACCAGAAUCUGAUCCUUACAGGAGCCAUCAGUACAAUCAAGUGGCUGGAGAAUUCCAACAGUUUCAAGUGAUGCUGCAAAGGUUCAUAGAGAAUGAGUCCUUCCAGGGACCAAGGCUACCAAAUUAUGUGAAGAAUCGAUGCGUCCUUCAAAAUCUUCUUCGAGUACCUGUGAUUAAAGAGGAUUGCUUGAAGGAUAAAUUGGAAGAACAAAGAAAGGGUAAUGAUGCAAUUACAAGUGACAUGUUGGAAGAUAUCAUGGAAGAAUCGAUUACAAUUUUCUGGGAAUUUGUCAAGGCAGACAAAGAUGAAACUCCAGUGAUCUUAAAGGGCCUGUUGAGAACUCAGGUUGAACUUCAAGACCCAUCAGACUAUGAACUCAUGAUUGAUAUUCAAGCCAUUUUGCAGAAGAAAGAGAAGAAGUUAAAAGACAUACUGAGAACUGGUAAUUGCCUGGUCAAGAAGUUCAAAAAGCCAAAAGAAGACAGAACCAAUCAAGACCUUUUCUUCUCACAGGUAGACAUGAAGUUGGUAGCAAGGGUACUGAAAAUGUCCAGAAUUACAACUGAACAGCUGGUGUGGUGUCAUAAGAAACUGAACAAGAUUAAUUUUGUAGAUAGAAAGAUCCAUAGGGAGCCUGCAUUUUUGUUAUUUCCAUGUUGAGAUUGAUGUUAUUCUUGUUUUAAGUGUAAUUUGCAUGUAAACCUAGGAGAACCAGGUUUGUUAUAUGCAGUUCUCCACAUAGGUUCUGCAGGGUUCAUUAUACUGAUAAUAAUGGACCAUACCUUUGUUUAGAUUUUUAAUUAACUAAUAGCAUAGCAGUCUACUUGUAUGAACAUUUUUUUUUCCUAAUGCUAUCAGCUAGAUGGCGGCAUGCACUCAAAG